This is a messenger RNA of Musca vetustissima, 1909 nucleotides long. RefSeq names its product syndecan-like. The transcript is spliced from 6 exons. The record is from RefSeq and is a predicted model, not a curated record. Gene Ontology annotation, cellular component: cell surface; membrane. Gene Ontology annotation, biological process: cell migration. Bases 1 to 1848 code for a protein of 615 amino acids. NCBI's taxonomy places the organism in Eukaryota, Metazoa, Arthropoda, Insecta, Diptera, Muscidae.
AUGUGCUCGAAAACGCGUAAUUUAGAACUUGAGGGUUAUGAAAAACAGGAUCACGAAGUAGAUCUCCUGAAUGAAGAAGAAAAUGGUGAUGUGUUCCCCAUGGAAGCCGGGGAUGAAGAUUGGUUGGGGAAUUCUCUUAAGCCCUCGCCAGCCUCAACAUUAUCAUCUAGUCAAUCGCCACGAGAUGAAAUAUACAUUGAUGAUGAAGGUCUUGAUGGUUCAGGACAUGGUGGGCCACACGAUGAUUUAGAGAAAGAUCACGAUUUCUCUGGUUCUGGCUUUGGUCCCGAUGACGAGGAUUCCGACAGCGAUUAUCAUCAUCAUUCGCAUACGCACAACACACAAACGGGUAAAUCAAAUAUAAAUAAGCAAAUCGAUGACAACGAUUUCAUAACCACAAGUAGAAAUAACCAAAAUCAGAAUAGUCAUCAUCAAACAUCCAGUGGCACGAACAUUGGUAGCGGCAUUACAAAUACAGGCAUCAUUGGUAGCUCAGCCGGUGGUAGCUCAGGUGGUUCUUCAUCGACCGGGCUCAAUACGAUUGAAACAAAUAAUCAUAAUAAACAAUUUAAUUCCUCUAUUUCAUUGUUUAAUCCCAUUAUGACCAACACCACCACCACCACCAUCACUACCAUCAUUGCCACCCCUGCCACCAUCAUUCCCAUUACCACACAAAAAUCAAAUAUACUAACCACAAUUCCAAUAACAACAACAACAAUCGCAACUAUUGAUAACAUAACCACACCCUCCUCGGUGACCUCAAUGACACAAAACAACAACACUGCCACUACCACCACCCCCACUAACACCCACAAUCUAUCACACAACAAUACAACAAACCAAAACAACAACAACAACACUACCCAUAUUAUUCCCUUUUCCUUACCAGCCACCACCUCAACGACAACCACCAGCACCUCCUCCGCAACAAUUGGCAAAGUUAAUCCACCAUCGACGACAACAACAAUCCAUCAUCACAGCGAUGGCGACGACUUCGAUCUCGAUGAAGACGACGAAGAUGAGGAAGGUCCUCUGCUACAUCACAGCGGUGAUGGCGGUCUCAUUGACAGCAAUGUCGAUGAUGACGAUGAUCAUACCGGUGACGAUGAUGAUGAUGGCGAUGUUAUCCAUCGUCAUGACCUCUAUCCCAGCCACCACGACCAUUUGGAUAAGGUAUCGAAACCCGUGGAUGAACGUAAACCAGUAUUGGGCGGCAACAAAGAUGACGAAGAUGAUUUCGGAGAAAUUGAUGUGGAUGCUGGACAAACUAUUGAACAUGGCCGUAGCAACAACAACAACGAUGAUGAUGACGAUCUCGACGAAGAUAACGAGGACGACAAGACGGAGGAUGAUUAUGAUGAUGCCAUCAACACCAAGGAGGAUGAGGAUGACAAUAGCCCCAUUUACACUGAUAUUACCGAUCCCACCGCCGAUACCGAUUCAUCAUCUUCAUCAGCCACCUCCACCUCAACCUCGACCACCACCGAUAAACGACCUGGUGGCAUUAAUACUCAAGGAGGCACCAACAUCCACGAUUUGGAUACGAACAGCAUCAACAGUCUGCAACCGGAGACUAAAGUAAUUGAACAGACAACCGGCAACGAGGUUCUAAUCAUGAAUGCCAACGAUGACGAUAGAACGGCGAGUUUCUUCGCCCAACCGGGAAUUUUGGCGGCGGUUAUUGGCGGAGCUGUUGUGGGUCUAUUGUGUGCCAUUCUGGUGGUCAUGUUCAUUGUCUAUCGCAUGAGAAAAAAGGAUGAGGGUUCCUAUGCCUUGGAUGAGCCAAAACGAUCACCUGCUAUGAAUUCCUAUGCGAAAAAUGCAACAAAUCGAGAAUUUUUUGCCUGAGAAAAUGAACGGCGUUUUUAAAGAAUAAAAAACCAACAACCACAAAUAAAACAAUAACAAC